Prionailurus viverrinus (fishing cat) is the source of this 1032-nucleotide messenger RNA. RefSeq names its product developing brain homeobox 1 (gene DBX1). Gene Ontology annotation, biological process: regulation of transcription by RNA polymerase II; cell differentiation in spinal cord. Bases 1 to 1032 code for a protein of 343 amino acids. The transcript is spliced from 4 exons. Lineage: Eukaryota; Metazoa; Chordata; Mammalia; Carnivora; Felidae. The record is from RefSeq and is a predicted model, not a curated record. Gene Ontology annotation, molecular function: DNA-binding transcription factor activity, RNA polymerase II-specific; DNA binding.
AUGAUGUUCCCUGGCCUCCUCGCGCCCCCCGCCGGGUACCCGAGCCUCUUGCGCCCCACGCCCACCUUAACGCUGCCCCAGUCCCUGCAGUCGGCAUUUUCCGGCCACUCGAGCUUUCUGGUGGAGGAUCUGAUCCGAAUCAGCCGGCCUCCGGCUUACCUGCCCCGCAGCUUACCCACGGCCAGCAUGUCGCCCCCUAGGCAGGGGGCCCCCGCGACUCUCACAGACACCGGGACCUCGGACCUGGGCUCCCCGGGUCCAGGCAGCCGACCGGACGGUUCACCUCAGACGGCCGCCGCCCCUGCCAGCGAGCCAACGUUUCUGAAGUUUGGGGUUAACGCCAUCCUCUCCUCUGCUCCCAGAACCGAAACAUCCCCUGCCUUACUCCAGAGCGUCCCUCCCAAGACCUUCGCCUUUCCCUACUUUGAAGGCUCCUUCCAGCCUUUCAUCAGAUCUUCUUAUUUCCCAGCGUCCUCGAGCGUCGUGCCCAUCCCGGGGACCUUCUCCUGGCCGCUUGCUGCCCGCGGCAAGCCUCGCCGAGGCAUGCUGCGACGAGCCGUGUUCUCCGACGUGCAGCGCAAGGCGCUGGAGAAGAUGUUCCAGAAGCAGAAGUACAUCAGCAAGCCCGACCGCAAGAAGCUGGCGGCCAAGUUGGGCUUGAAAGACUCACAAGUGAAAAUCUGGUUCCAGAACCGACGCAUGAAGUGGCGGAACUCCAAGGAGCGCGAGCUUCUGUCUAGCGGGGGCUGCCGAGAGCAGACCCUUCCCACGAAACUCAAUCCGCACCCGGACCUCAGCGACGUGGGCCAGAAGGGCCCAGGGGAUGACGAGGAGGAAGACGACGGCCCGGGCAGCCCCCGCCACCGCCUGGUCUAUCACGCGUCCCCAGACCCUCGGCACCUGCGGGACCCGCGGCUGGAAGGGCCGCUGCCUGCCUCACCGGCUCACUCCAGCAGCCCCGGCAAGCCUUCGGACUUCUCCGACUCCGAGGACGAUGAGGAGGGCGAAGAGGAGGAGAUCACCGUGUCUUAG